This is a messenger RNA of Pestalotiopsis fici W106-1, 993 nucleotides long. RefSeq lists its product as uncharacterized. Bases 1 to 993 code for a protein of 330 amino acids. The transcript has a single exon. The record is from RefSeq and is a predicted model, not a curated record. Lineage: Eukaryota; Fungi; Ascomycota; Sordariomycetes; Amphisphaeriales; Sporocadaceae.
AUGCGUUACUCCGGAGUUGCUACUUUGGCUUUUGCCAGCGGUGUUGCCGCCCACUCUCGCAUGUACAGUGUCUGGGUCAACGGCGAGGACCAGGGUGAUGGUCGUGGCACUUACAUCCGCUCCCCUCCUACCAACGACCCCGUCAAGGACCUCACCUCCAGCGACAUUGCCUGUAACGUGGCCGGUGCUACCGCAGUCAGCGACUUCGUCUCUGCCGCCGCUGGCGAUACUCUCAGCUUCGAAUGGUACCACGACUCCCGUGGCGACGACAUCAUCGCCAGCUCCCACUUGGGUCCCAUCAUCACCUACAUUGCUCCCUACACUGAUGGCAUGGACGGCACUGGUUCCAUCUGGACCAAGAUUGAUGAGGAGGGUUACGAUUCCAGCAGCGACAAGUGGGCCGUUGACAACCUGAUCUCCAACUCGGGUAAGAAGGAGUUCACUGUCCCCUCCGGCCUGGCCGCUGGCAAGUAUAUGUUCCGUCAGGAGAUCAUUGCCCUCCACGAGGCCGACACCGCCUACUCUGCCAACUCGGCCCGUGGUGCUCAGUUCUACCCCUCCUGUGUCCAGGUCGAGGUCACCGGCUCCGGUACCGCCUCCCCCUCUGAGGACUUUGAGCUCCCCGGCGGCUACACCUACGACGACGCCGGUAUCGUCUUCAACAUCUACUCCUCGUACACCUCGUACGACAUCCCCGGCCCCGAGGUCUGGGACGGUACCAGCACUGGUGAGAGCUCCAGCUCGGCCACCACCUCGUCGGCUGCCGCCGCUGCCUCGACCACCCAGGCCGCCGCCACUAGCACCGCUGCUGUCACUACCAGCGCUGCUGCCGUGACCACCACCGCCGCCGCCCAGACCACCCUCGCCACCUCGGUCAAGGCCUCCUCCACCACCACCGCUGCCGCUGCCGUCACCACGAGCGCUGCUCCCUCCGCAUCCAGCUCUCCCUCCAAGUGCUCCAAGAAGCGCAAGGCCCGCCGCUCCAGCCACUAA